Theobroma cacao (cacao) is the source of this 801-nucleotide messenger RNA. Its product is annotated as Low-density receptor-like protein. The record is from RefSeq and is a predicted model, not a curated record. Gene Ontology annotation, cellular component: chloroplast inner membrane; chloroplast thylakoid membrane. Lineage: Eukaryota; Viridiplantae; Streptophyta; Magnoliopsida; Malvales; Malvaceae.
UUUCCUGGCAAAAAAAUUUUUUUUUUUAUAAAACUAAAUCCUUACUUCUUCACUUUGGUUUCUCUCUCUAGAUCUCUUAUGGCUUCCUGCUUCGCUCCCGUUUCCAUCUCAGGUGGUUCUCAUCUCAAGGCACGUGAGGUUUGGUUCACUAAGUCCAGCACCUUUGGAAAAACACCAAGUUUGGCAGUUAGGAGGAAACCAAUGCCAUCCAACCGCCAGUUUUCAGUUUGUGCAGAGUAUCGUGAUGGCAGUAGGGGUGGGGGAGGUGAUUUUGUUGCUGGUUUUCUUUUAGGAGGUGCUGUAUUUGGAACUUUGGCAUAUAUUUUUGCUCCACAGAUUAGAAGAUCACUGCUAAAUGAAGAUGAAUAUGGAUUCCGGAGGGCAAAGCGACCAAUAUACUAUGAUGAAGGUUUAGAGAAGACCAGGCAGACCCUGAAUGCAAAAAUCAGCCAACUGAAUUCUGCCAUUGACAAUGUAUCCUCACGUUUGAGAGGUGGUAAUAAUUCACCUACUGUUCCGGUCGAGACUGACCCUGAAGUAGAAGCUACUAUGUGAGACGUGUUUGUUGCUUAGUAGUCGGCGCAUGAUGUUGAGUUUCAGCGGCUGACUUUUGUCCUUGUGCUUCUGUAAUGAAUUCUGAAUUCACAUAGACAGUGGUUGAUAAUUUUUAUGCAGUUUUGAUAUUAAUAUCGGUUUUGUUGUUAUCCCUAUCAAAACUUGAGUGUAAUACUUGAGCAAAAUUUCCUGUGUUCCUUUCCCCUUAUGAGAAUGCGAAUUAGAGCAGUGAAUUGGGAUUUAUGA